This is a messenger RNA of Alosa sapidissima (American shad), 1157 nucleotides long. RefSeq names its product iroquois homeobox 5b (gene irx5b). Gene Ontology annotation, cellular component: nucleus. Gene Ontology annotation, biological process: regulation of transcription by RNA polymerase II; cell development; neuron differentiation. Lineage: Eukaryota; Metazoa; Chordata; Actinopteri; Clupeiformes; Clupeidae. Bases 132 to 1157 code for a protein of 341 amino acids. The record is from RefSeq and is a predicted model, not a curated record. The transcript is spliced from 4 exons. Gene Ontology annotation, molecular function: DNA-binding transcription factor activity, RNA polymerase II-specific; RNA polymerase II cis-regulatory region sequence-specific DNA binding.
AUAAGCUGUCAACAACUACACCAACAUAGCCAUGGACAAUAACAUUUUCAUGUGGCAUGUGGGUGGAUAAACAAACUUUGCAGACUUCGGCUGUAAGCUCCAAUAAAUAAGUCGUUUAUGGAGCACACACGAUGGCGCAUCCUCAGGGCUACCUGUACCAGCCGUUGGCACCCUACCCAUGUGUCCCGAACUACAAUUCAGGAGUGAUCGCCGGACCUAGACCUGAGGAAAUUGGGAGAUCCUCUGACUCAGCCUUCGCUCCGUAUGUUGGACCUGGCAUCUCGACUCAGUCGGCCAGUUUGAACAAUGUCCAGUUCAGGACGGAGGCAGGAAGCGCGUUAUUCUCUUCAUUUAUGGGAACUCCACUUGACCACACGUCAAGCAUGACUGGGUCUUUAGGGUAUCACCCAUAUGUCGGGGCGCUCGGUGCGUAUCCCUUUGGAGACCCCACUUACCGGAAAAAUGCCACCAGGGAUGCCACUGCCACACUCAAAGCCUGGCUUAACGAACACCGAAAAAAUCCAUACCCAACUAAGGGUGAGAAAAUCAUGCUGGCCAUCAUCACCAAAAUGACUCUCACCCAGGUGUCUACCUGGUUUGCCAACGCCAGGCGGAGGCUUAAAAAAGAGAAUAAGGUGACAUGGACACCGCGCGCCCGGAGUGAGGACGAAGAUGAGGAUGACCACAUUGAUUUGGAAAAACACGAUGACGACACGGAACUUGUAAAGGCCACUGAGAUGUGCGGCUCAACUCUCAACUCAGAAUACCAAAAACACAAACCAAGAAAAAUAGGCGAUAUCUAUGACGAGGACACGAGGACAACUGAACCGAUUUCCAGUCAUCCAGAACAAAAAAACAAGGAACGUAAUUUACAAGAGUCUCCCAGCACUUCUCCAGAGCUGGACACUUUUGCGCAUGAGAAACCGUCGCGAACGGAUGUGUCACCAUACGCGCAGUCGUCCGUUAAUGGGAGGGUUACCCCAACACCUGUCCUGGUAUUGUCACCGCCCCCAAACCCCAAACCUAAACUGUGGUCGCUCGCCGAGAUUGCAACCUCUCCGGGUUCAGGGAAUAGCUCGCUCCAGUGCCUGAGGGGCUGCAGUUAUUCUCCCACAGAUCUGUGCUGUGCCAUCAAGAAAAGGGAAGGAGAGCGGUGA